ACGAGUGAAUGGAUCAAAGGAGAGGGAAAAAAAGUGAAAUGAGCUUUUGUUGUCAACAAGUGUAAAUUUUUUUUUGCACGCGUCGAAUUUAAAGCUUUAAUCAAAGCACGCAAUAAAAAUCAGCAAAGACUCGAAGAGGGUGUCGGAUCGUAUUUUGCGCGAAAAAAAAGGAAAAGAAAAGAACUACUUGAGAAAAUUGUGAAAGCAGAGAGAAGAUUAAUGUCAUUGAAGGUACUUUAGAGCGUGUUUCGUAUUAAAAAAAAAAGUAAAUAAAGACGCGCUAAGAGGUUAAUUCGAUACUGUUGAGAAAUUGAUCGAGAUUCGGGCGAAAGGUGCUUCGUUAGGGAUGGGGGCGGCUUCGUAGACAAAUGCCCCCAUUCCCGCAGGCGUCACGAAACUUUAUGGAUCCAUCGGCAGAGCUGUUGCAGUACAUUGACGCAGAUCAGGACUACAGCGCCGCCCUCGGUGAAUCCGCGAACGACAUCGAUCUCGGCAACAACGCCUCGACCCUUUGGCCCAGUUCGACGGAACUUUUUUACUCUACCGUGCUCUCAGACUCUACAACGACGCUCAACCUUACGGUGUAUUCGGGCACGACAACAGCGAUCGUCGCAGCGCCCUCCGAAGAUCCGCCCGCCAUUCCCGAUCUGCCUUCCGUGUCGCACAUCAUCGUGAGCGUCGUGCUGCUCGCCGUGAUUCUCGGCACGAUAAUUGGCAAUGUGCUCGUGUGCGUUGCUGUUUGUCUCGUGCGCAAGUUGCGACGUCCCUGCAACUAUCUGUUAGUGUCGCUCGCGGUUUCGGAUCUUUGUGUCGCUGUGCUCGUUAUGCCAACCGCCUUGCUCUACGAAGUGAUCGAAGAAUGGAAAUUCGGACCCGUUUUCUGUGACAUUUGGGUUUCGUUCGACGUGCUAUCGUGCACAGCUUCAAUUCUCAAUCUUUGCGCCAUUUCUGUCGAUCGGUAUCUGGCGAUCACAAAACCGCUCGAAUAUGGCGUCAAACGUACGCCGAAACGCAUGAUGCUCAAUGUGGCGUUCGUUUGGCUCGGAGCGGCUUGUAUUUCGCUUCCGCCCUUGCUCAUUUUGGGCAAUGAACACACGGAGGAUGGGAAACCCGCGUGCAUUGUGUGUCAGAAUUUCGGCUAUCAGAUAUAUGCCACGCUUGGCUCAUUUUAUAUCCCACUAACUGUGAUGCUAUUUGUAUACUAUCAAAUAUUUCGUGCUGCCAGACGAAUCGUUAUGGAUGAGAAACGCGCACAAACUAGGCUAGAAAAUGCGAUAAAUGGCGGCGCAAAUGCCGCCGGGCAACAGCAACAGGAGAAAUCUCUCACGGGAAGCGGGAAUGUCGUUGUGACAAACGCGUCGCCGCAUCACAAGAAGCUACGUUUUCAACUGGCGAAGGAGCGGAAAGCAUCGACAACGCUUGGCAUUAUCAUGUCAGCUUUCACUGUUUGUUGGUUACCGUUCUUCAUUCUCGCUCUCGUUCGUCCAUUGCUCGGAGAGGAAUAUCAUUUGCGAACACUGACAUCCGUCUUUUUGUGGUUAGGUUAUGCGAAUUCGCUCCUGAAUCCCAUCAUCUAUGCCACGCUAAAUCGCGAUUUUCGAAAACCCUUUCAAGAAAUCCUCUACUUUAGAUGCUCUAGUUUAAAUAUAAUGAUGCGCGAAGACUUUUAUCACAGUCAAUAUGGCGAGCCGCCAAGUCAACGGGUAGUGUUAGGCAAUGAAGGGCAGGGGGCUCGCGAAAGUUUCCUCUGAAAUUUUGAGUAAAUGACUUUGUCUUCUGUUUCACAUUGCACACAUAAACACACAUACAUACACAUGAGCACGCAAAAUUUUUCAUAAAAAAAUUAUUUUUUGAAAGGA
Molecule: messenger RNA, 1859 nt
Organism: Culicoides brevitarsis
Lineage: Eukaryota; Metazoa; Arthropoda; Insecta; Diptera; Ceratopogonidae
Product: 5-hydroxytryptamine receptor 1-like
Exons: 2
Coding region: 369-1751 (460 amino acids)
Biological process (GO): chemical synaptic transmission; G protein-coupled receptor signaling pathway, coupled to cyclic nucleotide second messenger
Cellular component (GO): plasma membrane; dendrite
Molecular function (GO): neurotransmitter receptor activity; G protein-coupled serotonin receptor activity
Source: RefSeq, a predicted model, not a curated record